AUGCCACUUCAGCUUGAAGAUAUGAAGUUUGGAGAUGCCGAGGCGUACGCAAACACGUAUGCCACCUCGUUCAACACUGACCCUUACUCGAGAGCUUCCUUCGCAGACCAGACAUACGACGAGCGGGUAGCAGGCCUUAUCCGCCGCUGGCCGAAAAACUAUUGCGAGUCUUUCAAUGCCUAUAAGAAGGUCGUCGAUACCGACACGGGAGAGUUGGUUGGUUGGGUCAAAAUUGGGUUUCAGAACACUGAUGUGGACCCCGAUCGAUUUACUCCAGCCGACGCCCCAGAAGAUAUAGUCAGAAAUCGUCCACCGCCCCCAGAAGCCCCAACUGCUGCUCCCACGGGAUCUGGAUUUAGUAGUAGGGCCGCGAGGGCCCAAUUCCGGGGCUUGGGCAAUCGGCCUGCCAUUAUUUUGAAGCUCAUUGGCACACAUCCCAAGGCACAGCGACGUGGCGCUGGUAGCUUGCUGAUGGCCUGGGUCACAGAGUUGGCCGACCAAGAAGGCCUCGCCUGCUGGGUGACUGGCUCACCAAUGGCUGUGCCAUUGUACAAGAAAUUUGGAUUUCAAGUGAUGGAAGAGAUAACCGUGGAUCUGCCUGGGAGUAGCGAUGGGGAAUCUUAUACGCACACGUGUAUGCUUCGCGAGCCGAAGAAACCUGAAGCGGCUUCUUGA
Molecule: messenger RNA, 675 nt
Organism: Trichoderma aggressivum f. europaeum
Lineage: Eukaryota; Fungi; Ascomycota; Sordariomycetes; Hypocreales; Hypocreaceae
Exons: 3
Coding region: 1-675 (224 amino acids)
Molecular function (GO): acyltransferase activity, transferring groups other than amino-acyl groups
Source: RefSeq, a predicted model, not a curated record